This is a messenger RNA of Lentinula edodes (shiitake mushroom), 1185 nucleotides long. RefSeq names its product endo-1,4-beta-xylanase C precursor. NCBI's taxonomy places the organism in Eukaryota, Fungi, Basidiomycota, Agaricomycetes, Agaricales, Omphalotaceae. The transcript has 12 exons. Gene Ontology annotation, molecular function: cellulose binding; hydrolase activity, hydrolyzing O-glycosyl compounds. Gene Ontology annotation, biological process: carbohydrate metabolic process. The coding region runs from base 1 to 1185 and encodes 394 amino acids. Gene Ontology annotation, cellular component: extracellular region. The record is from RefSeq and is a predicted model, not a curated record.
AUGAAGCUCUCUGCAACAAUCCUUGCCUUGGCAAUAUACGUCUCUCUCGCCACUGCCCAAUCUCAAGAAUGGGGUCAAUGUGGUGGAAUUGGCUGGGCAGGUUCAACUACUUGUGUUUCCGGAACGGUGUGCACAGUAAUUAAUGCGUACUAUUCUCAAUGUCUACCUGCAAGACCCAGCAGUGAGUGUACCGGUCCAACUUCCACAGCGAGUAUUCCACCUGCACCUACUGGGUCAAACAGUAAUGCUCUUGCGAGAGCGGCCGGCAAGCUGUACUUUGGAACUGCUACGGAUAACAGCGAGCUCUCGGAUGCGGCCUACGUUGCUAUUCUCAGCGAUGACUCUUAUUUCGGACAACUCACGCCGGCAAACAGUAUGAAAUGGGAUGCGACGGAGCCUGAGCAGGGAGUCUUCACCUUUUCUGGUGGUGACCAGAUCGUAAGCCAGGCAAAAGCUCACAGUCAAAUUAUGCGAGGACACAAUUGCGUUUGGUACAACCAGCUGCCUAGUUGGGUGUCCAAUGGAGGUUUCACCUCCGCGCAACUCACUAGUAUCAUCCAGAAUCACUGUAGCACACUCGUGAGCCACUACAAGGGUGAAAUUAUCACUCAUGCCUUCGAAACAGAGCCCUUCAAUGACGAUGGAACGUGGCGUUCGGACGUGUUUUAUAACACCCUUGGUACUAGCUACGUUGACAUCGCUCUUCAGGCGGCUCGCGCAGCUGACCCUGGGGCAAAAAUUUAUAUAAAUGACUACAACAUCGAGAUGACUGGAGCCAAAGCAACUUCAAUGCUCAACCUCAUCAAGGAUCUUAAGUCUCGCGGCAUUCCAGUCGAUGGUGUCGGUCUGCAAUGCCACUUCAUUGUUGGAGAAGUACCGACGUCCCUCCAAUCGAUUAUGCAGCAAUUUACUGCUUUGGGUGUCGAGGUUGCCAUCACCGAGCUUGAUAUCCGGAUGACACUACCGGCAUCGACGGCUCUUUUGGCGCAGCAAGAGACGGACUACAAGAAUGUCAUUUCCGCGUGCAAAGCAGUUUCAGGUUGCGUCGGGGUUACGGUGUGGGACUACACCGACAAAUACUCAUGGGUGCCGAGUACCUUUUCCGGACAGGGCGAAGCUUGCCCUUGGGACGCUAAUCUGCAAAAGAAACCAGCAUACUCGGGAAUUACAGCUGCGUGGGCGUGA